This is a messenger RNA of Osmerus eperlanus (European smelt), 2851 nucleotides long. It is a transcript of the gene kcnj12b, whose product is annotated as potassium inwardly rectifying channel subfamily J member 12b. The record is from RefSeq and is a predicted model, not a curated record. Gene Ontology annotation, biological process: potassium ion import across plasma membrane; regulation of monoatomic ion transmembrane transport. Gene Ontology annotation, molecular function: inward rectifier potassium channel activity. The transcript has a single exon. The coding region runs from base 44 to 1318 and encodes 424 amino acids. Gene Ontology annotation, cellular component: plasma membrane. Lineage: Eukaryota; Metazoa; Chordata; Actinopteri; Osmeriformes; Osmeridae.
AGUUUACCUGGUGGUCCACACAGGAACUCUGCCUGAUACAGGCAUGAGCGUGGGCAGGGCGCCUCGCUACAGCAUUGUGUCCACUGAAGAAGAAGGUCUGCGCCUCGGCACCAUGCCCGCUGUGGGGAACGGCUUCGGGAAGAUUCACACUCGCAGCAAGUGCCACAGUCGCUUCGUCAACAAGAACGGGCAGUGCAAUGUCCGCUUCUCACACAUGAAUGAAAAAUCCCAGCGCUACAUAUCUGACAUCUUCACCACGUGCGUGGACAUUCGCUGGCGCUACAUGUUUGUAGUGUUCAGCCUCGUCUUUGUGGUGUCCUGGCUAGUCUUUGGUCUGGCCUUCUGGGUUAUUGCCCUGCUGCACGGUGAUAUGGAAAACCCCGGGGGUGGUGAUGGCUUUAUUCCUUGUGUCUUACAAGUCAAUAGUUUUGUGGCUGCUUUCCUGUUCUCGGUUGAGACCCAGACCACCAUCGGCUAUGGUUUCCGCUGUGUGACCGAGGAGUGCCCAGCUGCCGUAUUCAUGGUGGUCUUCCAGUCCAUCAUGGGCUGCAUUAUUGACUCCUUCAUGAUUGGCGCCAUCAUGGCUAAAAUGGCGCGGCCCAAGAAGAGGGCUGAGACGCUGCUGUUCAGCCACAACGCCGUCGUGGCCAUGCGGGAUGGGAAGCUGUGCCUGAUGUGGAGAGUGGGGAACCUCAGGAAGAGCCACGUGGUAGAGGCCCACGUCCGGGCCCAGUUCAUCCAGCCUCGAGUCACAGAAGAAGGAGAGUACAUCCCUCUGGACCAAAUUGACGUCAACGUAGGAUAUGACAAAGGCAUUGACCGCAUCUUCUUGGUCUCGCCCCUUACAAUACUGCAUGAGAUUGACGAAGAAAGCCCUCUAUUUGGCAUCAGCAAACAGGACUUGGAGACCUCAGACUUUGAGAUUGUGGUGAUAAUGGAAGGGAUGGUUGAAGCCACAGCUAUGACGGCGCAGGCUCGCACUUCCUACUUGUCUUCAGAGAUCCUGUGGGGUCAUCGCUUUGAGCCGGUCGUCUUUGAAGAGAAGAACCGCUACAAAGUGGAUUAUGCUCAUUUCCACAAGACCUUCGAGGUGCCAUCAACCCCCCAGUGCAGUGCCCAGGACAUGAUGGAGAGCAAGUCUCUAACACCCAGUGCCAACUCCUUCUGUUAUGAGAAUGAGAUAGUUUUCAUUAGCAGGGAUGAGGAGCAAGAGGGACAGGUUGAAGUGGAGGAUGGGAACAUGGUACCAGAGCUGGAGAGACUACAGGCUAACUCGGAACAUGACCAGAGGUUGUUUCGUAGAGAAUCUGAAAUAUGACUUUUAACUUGAUUCUUAGGUUGUCUUUUUCAGUUAGGUUGGGUUAUUUUCCAUGAAUAGAUGCACAGCUGCCAUAUGACCGUAGAAUCAUGGUUGUGUUCUGAACAUGUGAUGGAUGAGGCUGUAUAAGGGAAGUUUUGGGGGAAAAUGUCAUCAAACUAAAUGUCUUAUGAGAUUAGAAGGUGGUUGGCGCUACAUUAACUUUAUAUUAUGCAAUAUUAGUAAUUGUAAAUUAGGAGACACUUAUCUUAGUUUGAAUUAAUACAUACUGUAGAUUUCUUAGUUGUGUGCAUCAUCAAAAUGUUGUGACGAUAUUCUGGUCAAUCUUUUGUUCUGUGAUCCUGAUUUGGAGCAGCGUUCAAGAGGUGAUUAUAGGUGUUUUUGAGCAGUAGCUUAUGCAAACCUUUGCAACAUGAUCCCAAUAUGAACAUUUCGACCAUCAUUAGAAACAGGCUGGACAAUGAUAAUGUGGUGGUAAGCUGCUUGAAAAUGUAGAGAAUGUUAGAGUAAAACAUGUUAUACUAACAUAUUUAGUUAGUAAAUAAUAAGAGAUGUCAAUGUCAACACACCUCAAAUAAGGGUAAAUGGAAGGUUUUCCAGAUUCUACAAAGCUGUAGAAAACGUCACAAGGCCUACUGGCAGAAAAGCCACAUAAAGCACCAAAACACAUUAUUAAUCGUAUUUUACUAGAGUAACUAAAAGCACAAUAUAAGGGGUUACAUUUGAUAAUGAUGAAAACCCUGGUAUCUGCGAGCGCUACUUUCCAGCAGAUGUAUAAUAGAAACUGGGUGACUUCGGCCAAACAAAUAGUUACACCCUUUCAAACAGUUUACAGAACUAACAGCUAAAUUUUCCAACAUGAAAAUAAUUAAAUGAAAUGUAGGGAUGGUGAGUGAAAGAUUUGACUGGUUAGCCCAGUCAUCCGAAAUAUAGUUUGAUACAAUUCAGUAUGUUAUUUGUACUCUCUAACCAUCGUUCCUGAGUGGGCAUUGUUGUGCGCUAUUGCAAAGGUACAUAGCACUGGACUUCAAUCACUACACAGAAAUAUAACUGGAAUUACAGAGAGAAAUAGAUGACCUGUUCACACAGGCAUGCUCUUGGAAACUACACUCAGAUACAUUUAGUUUCUCUAAUCACAAAGGGAGUGGAUUAUUGAAUGUAAUCUAAAUACAUUACAUAUGCUGAACAGAGAUGACUGUAACAAUUGAGAUCAAGGAGGAGAGAAGACUGGAUUUGACUUAUGUAAAAUAUGGAUGCUUGCUGCAGUGUACAGGACAAAUGAAUAAUACUUGGAAUUUAGAUUUAGAUUUUUUACAAACAUUUAUUUUUUACUAUUGCCGGUAUAUCAACAAAUAAAUUACAUUGAUAAAAACAAUAAAAUAAUAACACAAUAUUCUAAAAAGUGAGAUUCAACCACAAAUAUAUUAGCAUCUGUAUUUAAGAACCCGUCAAGUUUUGACAGUAGUUUUUGUAAAUCUCAGUGAGGGGAAGGUCCACAGAGCAGCAGAGCAGUUUAGCACAUGGAGCAGCUGG